This is a messenger RNA of Olea europaea var. sylvestris, 955 nucleotides long. RefSeq names its product 7-deoxyloganetin glucosyltransferase-like. NCBI's taxonomy places the organism in Eukaryota, Viridiplantae, Streptophyta, Magnoliopsida, Lamiales, Oleaceae. The transcript is spliced from 2 exons. The annotation marks the transcript as partial. The record is from RefSeq and is a predicted model, not a curated record.
AUCCCUUGUUACCUUUUCACAUUUUUGUUAUUUAAAGGUCACUGCCUCCUCUUUCAGCUCAAAGUCCCUGUGUGUGUGAGAGACAGAGAAAGAGAGAGGGAUGGGUUCUAUAGCAGGAAAUGAUAAGCCCCAUGCUGUAUGCAUACCAUAUCCGGCACAAGGUCACAUAAACCCUAUGUUCAAACUCGCCAAGCUUCUUCACCACCAAGGAUUCUACAUAACCUUUGUUAACACAGAGUUCAAUCACAAACGCUUGCUCAAGUCCAGUGGCCCCGCUGCCCUUGACGGUCUGCCGGACUUCAGGUUCGAGACUAUUCCCGACGGCCUGCCGCCGUCUGAUGACGACGCCACCCAAGACAUCCCAUCACUAUGUGAAUCUACAACCAAAACUUGCUUGGCCCCAUUCUGUAGCCUGCUGACGAAGCUCAAUAACGCAGCACCGGAGAUGCCUCCAGUAACCUGCAUAGUGUCUGAUGGUGCCAUGAGCUUCACUCUCAAGGCGGCCGAACAAUUUGGACUUCCGGAAGUGACGUUCUGGACUACGAGUGCCUGUGGUUUCUUGGGUUACACGCAGUAUGCCAAUCUUAUUGAAAGAGGCUACACUCCUUUGAAAGAAAUGAGCCAGGUAACAAAUGGUUAUUUAGAAAAAACCAUUGAUUGGAUUCCAGAGAUGAAGGAUAUCAGAUUGAGGGAUCUUCCUACGUUUCUUAGAACAACAGAUUCAAACGACUUCAUGCUUAAUUUCGUGUUACAAGAAAUUGAGGCCGUUCCAAAAGCCAAAGCGAUAAUAUUGAACACUUUCGAUGCCUUAGAGCACGAUGUUUUGGACUCGCUCUCAUCUAUAAACCCGGUCAUUUGCUCAGUUGGUCCUGUGCAACUGAUGAUGAAUCACAUUCAGAAUGAAAAGCACACAUUAUCCAGCUCGAGUCUGUGGAAGGAAGAUUUAGAAUGUAUU